AUGUCUCUUCUGCUGGGUCUGCUCAAUGCAAGCUCGUUUUUUCAGCUCGACGAAGUGGACGCGCAGUUUGUCAUGGGGAUCCCCUACGUGGUCGUCGGUUUUAUUAUGAUCGGACAGUCUGCCCAAGUUCCUGCAUUUGUCGCGAUUCGAGAUGUGUUCAAGAAGCAACGUCGAGCCAAUUUCUUCCGUACAGCGUCGUUUGUAGUGGCGACUUCGACCAGUCAGAUCCCUUUGGCUGUCCUCGAGACGCUGAUUUUCGGCUCCAUCAUGUACUGGAUGUGCGGCUUCGUGUCGACAAUCGAAGGCUUUGUAGUCUUCGAGCUCAUUCUGUUCCUCUCUAGUAUGGUGUUUGGGGCGUGGUUCUUCUUCCUAGCAGUUGUGUGUCCGGAUCUGAACGUGGCCAACGCGAUCACGUUGCUGUCCGACUUGCUCUUCACAAUCUACUCGGGUUUUGCGAUUACCAAAGGAGAGAUCCCGUCGUAUCUGCUCUGGAUCUACUGGAUCAGUCCAUUGACGUGGGGAAUUCGAGCGGUGGCAGUGAACCAGUACACGGAUUCUUCUUUUAAUGUGUGUGUGUAUCGAGACGUGGAUUACUGCGAGAAGUACGACAUGAUCUUGGGCGCGUAUUCGUUGAGUUCAUUCGACGUUCAGACCGAGAGAUACUGGCUAUGGGUGGGCGUCUUCGCGCUCAUCGCCAUCUACGUCGUCUUCAUGAUUAUGGCGUGGAUCGUUCUGGAAUACUGGUGCUACGAGAACGCUCCCAACGUGACGCUAAAAGUCGAGAACGAAGCAAGUUUCUUAAUUCCAGUGACGCUGGCCUUCAAGGACUUGUGGUAUUCCGUACCCGAGUCGGAGAAUCCCAAGACCAGUAUCAAUCUGCUGAAAGGUGUCAGCGGGUUUGCUCUACCUGGUACCAUUACGGCGCUUAUGGGGUCGUCUGGCGCCGGUAAGACUACGCUUAUGGACGUGAUCGCUGGAAGGAAGACCGGUGGAAUGAUUCGUGGCGAGAUUCUGCUUAACGGAUACCCAGCUACAGAUCUUGCUAUCCGUCGAGCUACGGGAUACUGUGAGCAGGUGGACAUUCACUCAGACGCUUCGACCUUCCGGGAGGCUUUAACUUUCAGCGCAUUUCUCCGCCAAGAUGCCGAGAUACCCGACGCUGACAAGUACAGCACGGUCGAUGAAUGUCUCGAUCUGUUAGACUUGCACUCCAUCGCCGACCAGAUCAUUCGCAACAGCUCAGCGGAGCAGAUGAAGCGACUUACUAUCGGCGUGAAGCUAGCAGCACAGCCCAGCGUCUUGUUUCUCGAUGAACCUACCAGCGGAUUAGACGCUCGGUCCGCCAAGCUCAUCAUGGACGGCGUACGCAAAGUAGCAGACACUGGACGUACCGUUAUUUGCACCAUCCACCAGCCGUCGGCUGAGACGGCGUUUUUCGGAGAUUUGGGCGAGAAUGCCUGGCAAAACCCUGCCACGUGGAUGCUAGAGGUGAUUGGUGCCGGGGUGGGUAGGAGUGACGACAAGUUCGACUUUGUGAAACGUGCGGCCAGUAACGUGACUCAAGCGAGAUUCCUCCUCAAGCGCUUCUUCGAUUUGUACUGGCGAACUCCAUCGUACAACUUGACCCGGUUCAUCGUCUCGGUCAUCAUCGGAGUGGCCUUUGGAAUCACGUUCAUUGACGCCCAUUAUUCCUCGUACCAGGGCAUCAACUCUGGCUUGGGGACAGCUUACAUGACGACGUCCUUCAUCACGUACAUCACGUUUAACGCUGUUUUACCCAUCACCUACCGAGAGCGAGCUUCGUAUUACCGUGAACGAUCAUGUGAGACCUACAACGCGUUCUGGUACUUUACGGGAUCGACGAUUGUGGAGAUCCCGUAUUGUUUCGGAGCGAGUUUUAUCUUCUUGGUAAUUUACUUCCCGCUGGUAAAGUUUACGGGUAUAGUGGAGUUCUUUUCGUACUGGCUCAACCUAUCCAUGUUGGUGCUGGUACAAGCAUAUUUUGGACAGUUGUUGGCCUAUUCGCUGCCUAGUAUCGAGGUGGCAUCGGUCUUCACGGUCUUAAUUGGCUCCAUCUGCACUUUAUUUACGGGUUUUAAUCCGCCGGCCAGCUCCAUUCCUCACGGUUACCAAUGGCUACAUCAUUUCGUUCCGCACAAACGCACCUUCUCCAGUCUGUCGGCUAUAGUCUUCAGAACAACUGUGAAAAAGUACUUGGAGGUAGUAUUCGAGGUGAAGCAUAGUGAUAUUUGGUCCAACUUCGCUAUCGUGGUAGGAUGGGCCGUAGGACUCCGUCUUCUCGCCCUCACAGCUCUCCGCUCCAUCAACUACCAAAAGCGGUAG
Phytophthora infestans T30-4 is the source of this 2343-nucleotide messenger RNA. RefSeq names its product ATP-binding Cassette (ABC) Superfamily. Gene Ontology annotation, biological process: transmembrane transport. Gene Ontology annotation, molecular function: ABC-type transporter activity; ATP binding; ATP hydrolysis activity. NCBI's taxonomy places the organism in Eukaryota, Oomycota, Peronosporomycetes, Peronosporales, Peronosporaceae. The record is from RefSeq and is a predicted model, not a curated record. Bases 1 to 2343 code for a protein of 780 amino acids. The transcript has 6 exons. Gene Ontology annotation, cellular component: membrane.